This is a messenger RNA of Cuscuta campestris, 476 nucleotides long. NCBI's taxonomy places the organism in Eukaryota, Viridiplantae, Streptophyta, Magnoliopsida, Solanales, Convolvulaceae. The record is from the annotation of a GenBank genome assembly.
CUAUUAUUUCCAUGGCACACUUAUGCAUGAAGUUUUACACUCCCAAUGGAAUCGGGGAGGAAAGGGGUGAUCAAAAGAACGCCCGGUCCUGCUACUUGGAAGCAGUCAAGAAAAUGACCCGCCAAUUCGAACAAAUUGAUUUGGUCUCCCAGCAAGUAGACAAGGGAGAGGAGAAGGCUAGGAUUGAGCCGGAUGCAAACACGGAGGAGAUCCAGAUUGAUGCCUCCAAUCCUGAGAGGAAGGUCAAAAUUGGGGCUGAUCUUCAGGGAGAGCUAAGGACUGAGGUUGUCCAGGUGCUGACCAGGUAUAAAUCUUUGUUUGCCUGGAGUGUUGCUGAUAUGCCCGGAAUUGACCGGUCAGUCAUUUGCCAUCGUCUCUCUGUUCUUGAGGGGUCUAGGCCUGUAAGACAGAAGAAGAGAUUCUUGGCAAGUGAUAGGAGAGAUUUUGUAAAGAAGGAGGUUAAGGACCUACUUGAG